AUGCUCGGCUCAUCUCGGUUCUCAUUUGCUGUCCUCCUCCACCUCGCGGUCUGCUUCCUGGCAUGCGCUAACGCGCUCCCAGUGCUCCUGCCUCGGCAGGGCAAUUCCACUACUAUCCAGACAACCAACACAUAUGAGAGUCCAUCUGGCCCGAUGACUGAGACAUGUUCCAUCACUCUCACUCCUAUGGCUCCCGGCCCAAAUGGAGAAUCCGUCGUGCAAGAAGUCAAAUCGUGCUCAGUGGCUCCAGCAUCUUCCAGUGGCUCAGAUUCAGGCAGUGCUGGCGUCUCAGACCCGUCUGCGUCGUCACCGGUUAACCCUUCCACCCCGUCGGCCGCAGAGUCUACCAUGGUCGUCACAACGCCGAGCGUAGUUCCAACCACUCCAGCCAUGUCAGUUGUGGGCCUGACCACCGUGCCAGCCUCGGCUGUCCCCACCGGGGCUUCUGCGGCAACAUCCGCAGCUACCUCUAGCCCUGUUGCUGCGUCACACACUGCUUCUGCUACCAACAACAAUACCAGUCUGUCUACGCCGGCGGCCGCCAACGCCGAGAACGCGGUCGUGACGCCCUUCGCCCUUCCUGGCACGAAGAUCCUUGUCCUGCCUGUUGGGUUGAUCAUCUUCUGUACAGUGACGGGCAUCGGUUUAGUCGUGUUCUCGGUGGUCACGUUUGAACGGUCCAGAUACCGCAAGACGUUCAGGAAGCGCCGCCUUGCGGAACAAGGCGCCGCCAUGGGUUGGGGUGGCAUGGCACCUGGCAUCAAGAAUUAG
Sparassis crispa is the source of this 771-nucleotide messenger RNA. RefSeq lists its product as hypothetical. Bases 1 to 771 code for a protein of 256 amino acids. The transcript has 5 exons. The record is from RefSeq and is a predicted model, not a curated record. Lineage: Eukaryota; Fungi; Basidiomycota; Agaricomycetes; Polyporales; Sparassidaceae.